AUGGACAGACUGGUAAAGCCCGAUGUCAAGGAAGUUCACCUCACCUUCACCCGCGGACGGAAAUGCUCCGCCACUUUCCGCCUGAGCAACCUGAUGCACACCAUGUCCGUCGCCGUCUCCCUCUCCACCACCAACCCUUCUUUCUCCUUCCCCCACCCUUUUUCCAUCCUUCCCCCCCUCUCCACCGCUUCAUUCUCUGUUCACCUCCACCAGCCCUCCGACCAGCCGCCACUCUCCUCCCCUCCCGACACCAUCCUCGUCCGCUCCUCCAUGCUCCCAACCGGCAAAGCCCACCCCGACGAUCUCCGCCGCCUCUUCUCCAAGCCCGGCCCCCACGUCUUCAAGGACGCCGCCAUACCCAUCUCCCUGGUCGGCCCCCACGUCGUUGAAUCCCUCUUUUCUCCUCCCAGAAACAAGACUCUUGAAGUCGCCUUCCUCUUCUCCAUGGCCGUUUCUGCGUGUGACUCCUCUGAUCUGAAUUCCUUGCUCCGAUCCGCCGCCAGUCUCGGGAAUUCUUACUUCAUGUCAGCUCUGAUCGAGGCCGGAGCCGCUGUCAAUCACAGGGUUAGGGCUUUGGAGUCUGUGAUGUCACUGGCCAUUCAAUCAGAACAGAUCGGUUCGCUUCAAGUUCUGAUCGAAGCCGGCUACAAAAUGGACCCUUCGCUCGAUAGGUUCUUGCACGAAGCGGCGAAAAUGGAUCGAGUCGACUUAAUGGAGAUUAUUUGUCUGGGUUUCACAGAUAUCGACAUGAAUUCAACCAAUUCCCGCGGUCAAACCGCUCUUCACGUCGGGGCGAAUCGCGGGAACGUCGAAGUACUUCAGUUUCUUGUUUCCAUGGGGGCCGAUCCGGAUAUCGCCGACCGCGAUGGAUGGACGCCGCUUCACUGCGCCGCCGAUGAAGGCCACGAAAAGGCCGUGGAUUUCUUGCUGGACUGCUCGACGUUCUCUAAGUACGCUGUGAACAGAGACGGAAAGACGGCUUUUGCUCUGGCGGUGGAGAAGGGCCACUCCCAUUUAUACAACGGCUUGCAUUUGGGCGAAGCUUUGCACCGGGCGGCGAGAAUGGACGAUGUCCACUCCAUGAAGAGCUGUCUGGCCGAAGGCGCGGAGGUGAACGGGAGGGACCAGAAUGGGUGGACGCCGCUGCACAGGGCGGCGUUCAAGGGGCGGAUGGAGAGUGUUAAGCUCUUGCUCGGGCAUGGAGCUCGGGUUGAUCUGCUGGAUGACAGCGGACGGUCGCCGCUGCAGCUGGCGGCGGAGGCAGGGCACGUGCAGGUGGCGAUGUGCUUGACGGCUCAUGGGGCCAAAGCAAGCUCGAAGGUGAAGAGUCUCGAAUCCAAUUUGGAUUGUUUCAAGAACCAUCCUCCUUUUGUAACUUCUUCGUGUCAACAGAAAGAGCGAGCUUGA
Messenger RNA from Diospyros lotus (date-plum), 1407 nucleotides. RefSeq names its product protein VAPYRIN-LIKE-like. The record is from RefSeq and is a predicted model, not a curated record. Gene Ontology annotation, molecular function: protein binding. Lineage: Eukaryota; Viridiplantae; Streptophyta; Magnoliopsida; Ericales; Ebenaceae. The coding region runs from base 1 to 1407 and encodes 468 amino acids. The transcript has a single exon.